UUUAUUUUUGUUUCAUCUUCAAGUUUAUUUCCUUUUGAUUUGAUUGUUACUAUUUUCUUACUGAUCUAUUGGGUCGAAUGUUUUUUCCCUCUUAAUUUUCUGUUUUAACUAUUUGCUGUCAUAACCAUGAUUCUCGGUGGAUCACCUCAAGAGUUUAUUCCAUAUGGAAGGAAGUUGCUUCCAUACCACCCGAAGCAUCAUUAUUCUGCUCCAAUGGGAAAAGGUGAUUCGGCUUUUAGUUCAGUCGAAACGGCACCAAGUCGAGAUAAUUUUCUAUCCAUUGAUUCUGUUAGCCUAAAGGACCAUUCGUCGGUUGAAACAUGGACACUUCGAGGCUCUAAUGAUGGUGAAGAAGAGCUUUAUACUUGUGACAAUGUUGUCGUUCACAGUGUUUCUGAUGGAGAAUCUGGUUGCCGGUUAUUAAGGAGCUUCACCUUAAAAUCAAAGGUUCAUCAAGCGGUUUGGUGUAGUUUUUAUGAUGAUACAAAAGACACAACAAUCGAGUGUAUCUGUGCCAUUGAUGAUAAAAAUUUGGAAAUAUUUUCAGAAGAAGGAGAUAAUUAUCCGAUUACUUUGCCAUUUCAGGUUUCGAAAUUAAUUCCUACUAAAUUGGGAUUACUUUUGGAACGAGUUCCUCAAUCAAAUGAAAUCAAUCCAAACUCUACAUUUACGCCUUACCCUGUUCUCUAUUUCCUGGGUCAUCCGUUUAAAGAUAUUGGUCCAGUUAUCCUGAAACCAGUGCCAACAAGUAACAAUUCACUGACUUACCUAACAAUGGCCAACAAAUUGGAGUUGGUGUUUUUUGACAAGAAGACAAGUCUCUGUCUAUUUUACCACAAAACCGAGGGUACUCACAGUGUUUGGCGUCUUCGUAAAGCAACUGAAUCCGAAGUUGACCUGAUAACUUGUAAUCAAAGUUCUAGAUCAAGUGUUGACCCCAUGUCUCGAUCAACAUCUCUAAUCGAAUCACCAUUAGUGACCAGUUUAAGACAAUCAACCGGCCUUUUAGCUGGAAAUGUAUCUUCUCCUUUUCGAGGAAUCUCUUCUAAACCAUUAUCAUCUCCUAUUAUUGCUCAAGAACGAAGUUCACCUUGUUGUUCACCUCACGUUCUCUCUCCCCUUCGAACUAGUCGAUUAGCGGCCUCACCCGCUUCUCCCAUGGUACAUCGAGGAUAUUCAACUCCAACCACAUCUAAAAUGAAUCAAUCAUCAAUUAACACAAUGAAAGCCGAAAUUUCAUCUCCUCUGGAACGUAUUUCAACUCCGACACGAUCUUUCCUCACAAUGGACUUUUUCGAUGACAUUGACACACCGAUUCUCCUUGAAGUUUGUAUCGAACACAUUUGGAGUGAACCCGCUCAUGGUCUCACGGGGAAAACAAGAAAAGCUUUUAUAGCCGCUGAUCUGAUGGGUCAAAAUUUCAUGUCUUAUCUUCUUGGUCCACAGCAACAAUUGAAACUGAUUCGUUUUGACUCAAGUAACGAUGGUAAAAGAAUAAUAUUUGGACCAUUAAACUUGAUAAGCGCCAAAGACGCCGAACCAAUUGAAAGUUUAAACAUGAUCUGUGUUCUUGAUCCAUUGAACAAUAUUAUCCUUUACAGUGGAAUCAACAAAGUUAGUUCGGUACACGUUCCCUUCCUUAUAUCACCAACUUCGGGUCUGGUCACUUCUCCGUCAACAUCUAAAUCAUUCUCAAUGCAAACCGCUGUUAUGAGACGAAGUAAUUUAGCCUCAUCAAGCCGACCUUCCAGUUCACUCAGUCAUCAACCAAGAUUUUCCGCUGAAGAUGAAUUAUCUCCAGUUCUACAUGAUCAAAGUAGCUCAACAGUUUUCGAUCCAGAAUCAAGUUUAACAACAUUCUCAUACAAAUCUCUGGCAAUAAUCAAUUCUGUUAAAGAUAAUGUCAAGAAUCGUAUUACAAUUGAGACAAGUCAUUCAAUCAAUUUUCGCCUCUCGUUACCUCCAAUUACAACCUCAAGUGUAGUCGAACUUUGUCUCAAAGCAUUGAAAGCAGUUCUACCAAGAGACACCGGAAUUCAAUUAGUUAUUCGAUGGUAUUCACUUCGAAAUUCACCUGGAACUUAUGAAUUUACACCGGAAAAGGAAUUGGAUCUAUUUAAAUUGUGUCUUCUCUCACUUAUCGGCUAUGAUCUUGAUCCUAAUGCUUUUGAUAUGGAUUUUUAUAGUAACAUAUCACCUUCGUUGGCGAAAAAGUCUAAAAUGGAAUCAGAUGAAAGAGGUUCAGAUGAAGAUUGGAUUUGGUUAUUAUCCAAUUCACCUUCAUCUACAAAGAAAACGUUUAUCCGUCGAGCUGCUGCCGAUAUAUGUAAACCCAUUAAUCCAUCUAAUCCACUUUUUCCUUAUCUUCCAUCAAUCUUAUUCAGUCUUCAUUUGAUUCAUGAGGAAUUACUUUUGAAUAUUUUACUCAAAGAUUAUGCACCACAGCUCUGUGAUAUUAUCUACAUGAUUGCCAGUGAUUUAAAGCUCAUCUCUUAUAAGGAUUAUUAUUGGCGGAUGUUACCAAGUGUCUGUUCAAUGUUAAAUUGUCCCUCAAGGAUUAAUAAGAAAGAUUUUAAAUCAUUAGUUCAUCCAAAUUUUUUGACCGAUUCACCGCCGAUUGCUUAUAAUCAUUUACAAUCCCUAUUAUCUCACAAUGGUACCAAUGGUUUCCCAUAUAUUCCGGAAGUUACUUGUUCAAUUAGACGAAUUGUUUUAAUUUAUUCUUGCUUUAUUAAUGAUAAUCUAUUUGAAAAUAUGGUUCUAACUCCAGUUAAUCAUAUGAAACAAGAUUCACGAUUAUCGAUUGGAUUAGAAAUAAGUUGUUCUGGUUCAGCUCAGGAAAGGAUAAUUGUUUGUAUGAAUAAACUUGAAAUGACACAAAAUGACCUUAAAUGUAUUCCCCCUGGUUUGGUGUUACCCCUUUGGUCAGCUAUUUUCCAUUGUAAACCCGAUCCACCGGUCACUUGGAAUGCCGAUUGUUAUACUUUGAUUGGUCGCGAUGAUUUGGCAAGUCUUUGUGGUACCAAAAGACCAAAAUAUCCGUUGCAAGUGAAAGAAGUGCUUAACAUUGACAACGACGAAGACGGUUUAAGUGGCCUUAAUCGGGAAGCACUUUCACUACUUUUCCCUGAAGAUCAACGCGUCGAUGAAGCUUACGAGAUGUUACAAUCUUCUAAACCCGUUUCGAUUACUAUUCAACAGCGACCUGGUGUAUCUGAUAACGAAUUUAUUGAAGAACAAGAGAGACAUCUUUAUACUCUAUGUAUUCGUACAAUGGCCUUACCCGUUGGUAGGGGAAUGUUAACCUUACGAACUUUUAAGCCGGUGGUUGCCAAAACUUUCCACAUCCCUAAGUUGUGCCUUGGCGGGCGAGUUCCCCCUCGAAAUGUUGUCAUUGAGUUGGCUCAUAUUGAUAUUCCAAGUAACAUGAAUGUUUGGCCUUCUUUUCAUAACGGAGUUGCCGCUGGUCUAAAAGCUUGUCCAAGUGCUUCGAAUACGAUUGAUUCUCAUUGGAUAACUUAUAAUAAAACUAAAAGUAAUUCGUUAGCCGGUGAUGCUCAAAAUGAACACGCUGGUUUCCUUUUCGCAUUAGGUUUAAAUGGGCAUCUUUCUCGACUUUCGACAAUGAACAUUCACGAUUAUUUGUGUAAAGGAAAUGAACUUACCCGAGUAGCGGUUCUUUUGGGUCUCGCAGCGGCUAAAAGAGGGACUAUGGACAUUAGCGUUGAAAGGAUACUUUCAAUUCACGUUGAAGCGCUUUUACCUUCAUCUUCAAUCGAGCUCGAUGUUCCUCCGGUGGUUGAGGUUGCCGCUAUUCUUGGCGUUGGUCUACUUUAUCAGGGUUCAGGUCAACGUCAUAUCGCUGAAAUGUUACUGGGUGAAAUCGGCCGACUUCCUGGACCAGAAAUGGAGCAUUAUAUUGACCGUGAAAGUUAUGCAUUAGCGGCUGGACUUGCUUUUGGUUUGGUUACACUUGGUAAAGGAAAUGAAAUGAUCUCAACUGUCGCAUCCAAUGAAGGUGUUUCCAUGGCCGAUGAAAUGUGUAACUAUAUGAUUGGUGGUCAUAAACGUCCAAUGACCGCCGCUCAAAAGGAGAAAUAUAAAACUCCCAGUUAUCAAAUUAGAGAAGGUGAUAAUGUUAAUUGUGAUGUUACCAGUCCAGGGGCAACUCUGGCUCUUGGGAUGAUGUUUUUCAACACCAAUAACGAAGCGGUUGCUAAAUGGGUCACGGCUCCUGAUACUCAAUACCUAUUGGAAUCUGUUAGACCGGAUUUUCUUCUUCUUCGAACCCUUGCCAAAGGAUUAAUCAUGUGGGGAACGAUAAAACCAACUCGUGCCUGGAUUGAUUCCCAUUUACCGACAAUUGUCUCGGACAAUGCGUUAACACGAGAGGUUGAUUUCAAUUCACGUAUCGAUUAUGAAACUAUGAGUCAAGCAUAUUGUAAUAUUAUCGCCGGUGCUUGUAUGGCAAUGGGUCUUAAAUAUGCUGGUACCGCUAAUCAAGAAGCCUAUUCAGCGAUAUUUUCAUUAGUAAAUAUUUUCAUCACUUUACCUAACGAGCAAGUACUCGCUGAACAAGCGGGUCGUAGUACCAUUGAAUCUUGUCUUAAUGUACUUAUUAUUUCACUCGCCAUGAUUAUGGCCGGAACGGGUAACGUUGAGGUAAUGCGAAUCUGUCGUUUCUUAAGAUCUCGUAUCUCUCAAGUUAACGUUGUCCUUUACGGCUCCCAUAUGGCCUCACACAUGGCCAUGGGUCUACUCUUCCUGGGCGGCUGUCGUUACACCUUAAGUUCAACUCCCGAAUCAAUCGCUGCCUUGAUCUGUGCCUUUUUCCCUAAAUACCCAAUCCAUAGUAAUGAUAAUCGAUACCAUCUUCAAGCCUUUCGACAUCUUUACGUUCUAGCAGCUGAACCACGAUUGGUACUACCUCGUGAUAUCGAUACUAAUAAACUGAUCUACGCCAAUUUGUCCGUUAAACUGAAAGAUCAAAGGAUAUUACGACUUCGAGCUCCAUGUUUCUUACCACAAAUGGAUGCACUAGAAGAAGUGACUCUCGAAGACGAUAGAUAUUGGAAAAUAUCCUUCGAUCGUCACCUAAAUUGGAACAAUUUAACAACCAUGUUAAUAAGAAAUGGAAUCUUAUUCAUUAAACAGAAAGUCGGAUGUUUACCUUACAAAGAAGAUCCAAAAGGUUACAAAAGUAUUCACGCUCAAUGUGUCAUGAAAGAUGCAGUUCGAGGUUGGACUUACAAGUCGGAUAUGUUAACCUCGUUCUCAAGUAAUCCAUUGGUAAUCAAUUAUACUCGUUAUCUAUUAACACCUAAAUCAAACAUUCCCAACGAAGCGAUAUUUCAACAUCAUCUAUCAGCUGUUCUGUUUCAUUGUGCUUCCAAUGAAACCGUUGAGUGUUUACCUUCAAUCAUGCAUUUCCUGAAGAUGAUCAACGAAUCGGAAAAACUGACCCCAUUUUAUUUGAUUCAAGUUCGUCUCUUGAUUCAUUGUCUUCCUAAAUGUGAUUUCAUAAAAAUGGACUUUUUCGAGGCUUUGAAAACACUGGUCGAAAAUAACAUGAAAGGUCUGGAUAAAGCUUCAUUAAUCAGCUAUUUAAGAGGGGAAAAAGAUUUAUCCGAAAUGGACAAUCAAAUCAAUUCGGCUUUGAUAUUUUACCAAUUACCUCCAUAUGCAUCCCUGGCACCAUUAAGAGGAAAAAUUUCCUUCACUGACGUUAUAUUGAACAUCCAACAUUUUAAUCUGUCAAAUACAUCGCUAUUAAUGCUUUCGAAAAUUUUUUCUAAUUAAAUUGUCCAUUCAAUCAUUUGGAUGGAUAAUUUUCUCUAAUUGUUAUUUUAUAAUUUAUUGUCGCUAAUUUGAUUAUUUGGAAGAUGAAAUAAGACCAAAUAAUAUCAACCUUUCAAUGGAUCCAAUGUCCAAAGAAUAUCUCAACUUUAAUCAUCGUAAUUGUCAAAAUAAUUAUCUUUCUAUAUCAAUAAAUCAAUUGAACAGAAUCAAAACAA
This is a messenger RNA of Panonychus citri (citrus red mite), 6014 nucleotides long. RefSeq names its product anaphase-promoting complex subunit 1-like (gene shtd). Bases 127 to 5799 code for a protein of 1890 amino acids. Gene Ontology annotation, cellular component: anaphase-promoting complex. Gene Ontology annotation, biological process: protein K11-linked ubiquitination; anaphase-promoting complex-dependent catabolic process; metaphase/anaphase transition of mitotic cell cycle. Gene Ontology annotation, molecular function: molecular adaptor activity. NCBI's taxonomy places the organism in Eukaryota, Metazoa, Arthropoda, Arachnida, Trombidiformes, Tetranychidae. The record is from RefSeq and is a predicted model, not a curated record. The transcript is spliced from 6 exons.